Messenger RNA from Fragaria vesca subsp. vesca, 1634 nucleotides. RefSeq names its product maltose excess protein 1, chloroplastic-like. Lineage: Eukaryota; Viridiplantae; Streptophyta; Magnoliopsida; Rosales; Rosaceae. The record is from RefSeq and is a predicted model, not a curated record. Gene Ontology annotation, molecular function: maltose transmembrane transporter activity. Gene Ontology annotation, cellular component: chloroplast envelope. The coding region runs from base 71 to 1276 and encodes 401 amino acids. The transcript is spliced from 9 exons.
ACUAGUUCUUGAUCUCAGUUCCGCUUCCGACUGUUGUCUAUCUCUAUCACUCUCUCUGUUAUCAAAAUCCAUGGCCAAGUGCUUAGUGGUGCCCCAUUCCUAUUCCUAUGCCUAUGCCUAUCCCCAUCCCCGUAGAGCUAUCAGCACCAGGAAGGCACCUCCGCAACAACUUGAGCUCCAUCCCUUGGCCGCCGGCUCUCUCUUCUCCUCAACCUCUUAUAUUCCCCUCAAUUUGCGACGCCGCCCAACUCUCAGCGCUCUUGACUCCGAUGUUCCUCACCCUCUUCACCAGGGAUCGGCGAAAUUGAAGACUAGUGAGAGUUUUGAGCAAUGGGAUUCAUGGACAGCAAAGUUCUCUGGCGCAUCCAAUAUUCCAUUUCUGCUGCUGCAAAUGCCUCAGAUCAUCCUCAAUGCUCAAAAUCUUAUGGCUGGGAACAAAGCUGCUCUUUUGGCAGUCCCCUGGCUGGGAAUGUUUACUGGUUUGCUUGGAAACCUUUCGCUACUUUCAUAUUUUGCAAAGAAGAGGGAGAAGGAGGCCAUUGUGGUGCAAACAUUGGGUGUAGUGUCCUUGUAUAUUGUAUUUGCACAGCUCUCCUUGGCAGAAGCAAUGCCUCUACCGUACUUUGUGAUCACCUCCAUUGUUGUGGCAACUGGCCUUAUUUUGAAUUUUUUGAAUUACUUUAACUUUCUCAAUCCUGGAGUUUGGCGCUUGUGGGAAGAUUUUAUUACUGUUGGUGGGCUGUCAAUGCUUCCCCAAAUUAUGUGGUCUACAUUUGUUCCGUAUAUACCCAGCAGCAUCGUGCCUGGAGCAUUGGCUUUUGUUCUAGCUGUGGCCGCUGUAGUUAUGGCUCGAAUGGGGAAACUCUCUUCAGAAGGAAUAAAAUUUGUUGGAUCAAUAUCUGGAUGGACAGCUACACUCCUCUUCAUGUGGAUGCCUGUUUCCCAAAUGUGGACAAAUUUCCUAAAUCCUGACAACAUCAAAGGCUUAUCAGCUGUCUCAAUGUUGCUUGCAAUGAUUGGAAAUGGACUUAUGAUCCCUCGUGCUCUUUUUAUUCGUGAUUUUAUGUGGUUCACAGGUUCUUCUUGGGCUUCUUUCUUUUAUGGAUAUGGGAAUAUAGUGGCCUUAUAUUGGUUUAACAGUAUCAGCAAGGAAUUCUUCCUAGCAGCGUCAGCUGGUUUGUUUUUAUGGAUAGGAAUGGCUCUUUGGAGAGAUGCUGCAGUGUAUGGUUACAGCUCCCCUCUCACAUCUUUAAGAGAGCUGGUUUCUGGAUCCUAACUUAAAGUCUGAGUUAAUACUUUAGGCCCAAAAGGAUCUAAAAAAGCAACCGGAUAACAUAAAGUCGAGGAUGAAACAUAACAGCUCUUCUCCACAGAGAAACCAGUCUUUGUGGCCAUUGCAGAUUACAACAGUUGUUUUAAGGACAGCUGCUAGGGAUUUGCUUCCAGGCCGGUAUCAUGAAUAAUAUGCACACGGUAGAAUAUGUUAUGAAAGAUUGUAGUUUAAUUGCAAUGUAAGGAGUAACUCAUAUUCCAACCCUGUUACAGAGAUCCGCUUCACGAUGUCUGAAACUUGUGUAACCAUGCAUAUAUUGUUUGGCAAGAAAUAAUGAAAUGGCUCACUUUGAGCAUUUGUU